Messenger RNA from Cricetulus griseus (Chinese hamster), 2610 nucleotides. NCBI's taxonomy places the organism in Eukaryota, Metazoa, Chordata, Mammalia, Rodentia, Cricetidae. The record is from RefSeq and is a predicted model, not a curated record.
GUUGUAAGCAUCAAUAAUGUCUUUCAUCUUUGAGUGGAUCUAUAAUGGCUUCAGCAGUGUGCUUCAGUUCCUAGGACUCUACAAGAAAUCUGGAAAACUUGUAUUCUUGGGUUUGGACAAUGCAGGCAAAACCACUCUUCUUCACAUGCUAAAAGAUGACAGACUAGGCCAGCACGUACCAACACUACAUCCCACCUCAGAAGAACUGACAAUUGCUGGAAUGACUUUUACUACUUUUGAUCUUGGUGGACAUGAGCAAGCACGUCGGGUUUGGAAGAAUUAUCUCCCAGCGAUUAAUGGGAUAGUUUUUCUGGUGGACUGUGCGGAUCAUUCUCGUCUCAUGGAAUCCAAAGUUGAGCUUAAUGCUUUAAUGACUGAUGAAACAAUAUCCAAUGUGCCAAUUCUUAUCUUGGGAAACAAAAUUGACAGGACAGAUGCAAUCAGUGAAGAAAAACUCCGUGAAAUAUUUGGGCUCUAUGGACAGACCACAGGAAAGGGAAAUGUGUCUCUGAAAGAGCUGAACGCCCGCCCCAUGGAAGUAUUCAUGUGCAGUGUGCUCAAGAGGCAAGGCUACGGCGAGGGUUUCCGCUGGCUCUCCCAGUAUAUUGACUGAUGUUUGGACAGUGAAAAUAAAGAGUUUUUCUUCUGGACUGAUCCUAUUCACAGCUUCCUCAUGGACUUUUCUAAUAGAACAAGGAGAGCUCUCCAACCAUGUCUGGCGUUGAGAAGCCAUGCAUCUCUGUCUACGCUCAUCGCCCAGUGGUGACAUGUGCUCUUCUCCACUCAUGGGAAGUAACACUGCCUGUCUGCUGAUGCAGGUCAGUGUGCAGGGACUGGGGCUGGCAGGAUUUGCCAGGAAAAGCUGGGUGCCAUCAUGGGACACCUGGAAAGAAAAACACGUCUCACCACUGGUUGAUUUCAAAAGAAAGUGAUUCUAUUUUUUAAAGAAAGUGUUGUUAAUGUAAUUGGUAUCCCUUCUCUAACUUUUUGAGUUCACAAUUUACUUGGUCCAAAUUUUCUAUUCUUUUUUUUUUUUAACUAGUAAAUGAAAUUUAGAUACUUCAUAAAAUUAUGAACAGAUAGCGCACUGAAGGCCAGAGCUCCGCUGUCUAACUGCCUUGUUGGAGGUGGCGCCGAAGCACAAGUGCUAGGAGAGGAUGGAGCCUUGGCCUUACCCGGGGCAGUCUCCAUUGUGGUAAGAGGAGUCCCUCAUCUGGAGUGGGAAAGUGUCAUUGUUACAUUGCCAGCUUUACUUGCAGUUAACAGUUUCUGCAGGCUUUGCUUUUAUACUGUUGUGGACUUUCAUCUCUCUGUGUAGCACCUUCCUUUUUUCACUGUAGAUAUAAAAAGUGACUUUUGCCUCAUGAAAGAGUUCUUAUCUCUUAUGUAGACCCCAUACUGAGUGUCUUAAGCCUCUGAACGGAUUCUAGAGGGAUGUAUGGGUUCUGAACAGGAGGACACAGGUCACAAUCAACAGCUUAAGGCUCUGACUUCUGUAAGUAGAGGACCUCUGUGUCUGCUCUGGUAACAAGUGAACCUAGGGAAGACUUUGAUUGAGCUUUGUGCUUUCCACUCCAGAAGCAAGCAGAGAAAACACGAAAUGGCCUUCCUGCCUGGCUUUGGGGGCAGCUCCUGGCAACAGUGAGCACUGGUGGGAAAGCAGCAGCAUCCCUCUUAAGGAUUGAUUAUGAACAUGAUUCUUAUAGCAUUUGGUUUACUUGGGUUUUCAUGAUGUUAACUUUAUAUUCUCUCCUUGUAGUAGAUGGCAGGAGGGAUGGUCCGCAGAAGGGAGGUUAUCUUGCUGCUUAUUUCCUUUAUUGUGAGGUGAGAAGUAUGUUCUUAAGUGACAAUGACGAUGUUGCUGCAUUGUGACAGGCUUGUGUCCAGAAAGAGGAGAGUGCUACCCACCUUCCCUACCCUGGGGAGUGAGUUCUCGCUCGUUAGUGUUAGUUUUGAACACUGAGCUUCUGGGGCAGUGUUCUGUUACACUGCCAGGUUCCCAGUGUAGAGACUUGGUGAGGUUAUCUUGUCUGCAAAGUGUAUGCCUUGUGUUCACCCAUAAAUAGCCGGAAUGAGAUCUGUCAGUGUGGAAAAGGGUUGUUAAAGCCUUAAUGAAGGAACCUAGCUGGCGGUGAGUGAACUAGGGUAGGUUCUGGUAUGCUUUUCAUUACUUUUGGCUAAAGGUUUCCCAUGUGGUCUCUGUCACAUGACACAUGACAGGUGUGAUUGCCUCAGUGUUGGUUUCCUUAUUUGUCUUUCUCAUUUGUCCCUAAUCACCCUGUAGCGAGCUAGAGGACUGGACUCUGCCCAGGGCGGCUCUUUGUGAAAGUGGUUUAUUUUGGCCACUGGAGAAAGAGAUGACUGAAAAGUGGCACCAGUCUGAUUCCUGCCCCGCAGACACCAUCCUAAAUAAAGUGGCCAAAAGAAGCUGCCGCAGUGAGCACAGCUCCACCAGAGGGUCAGGGCCUUCCUUGUGCGGGGGCUCAGAUGAAUGGAAACUCCAUUCUGUUUAUCAGAGUGCACAUGUGUCCUAUUUCAGCAAAAGUAAAACUGUCAUUUACAAAAAGGUCAGUCUGUAGCCUAAGCAUUUUAAUAAAAAGCUAAAAUGAA